CACAAUCAACCUGGCUGAAAGCAUCCGAAAAAAAAAAAAAAAAGGUUUAUGUGUUACUUAGUCUUUUCAUUCUAUUCAUGCUAGAUCAAUCAAGAUCUCUGUUUACAGUACCUCACAAAAGAGAAUCAAAGCUCUGGCAUCCCACCCACACACUGAUCCCAAUAUGUCUGUAUGUAUUAGAAUCAAAAACUGAUUCCGUAAAAAGCAUUCCAACUUUUAAGAUUUUUUUCUGCUCUCAAUCAAACAGGACGCCCCCUCCACUCUGGGGUCGGCUUUCGUUUAGGCUCACGUUUUAGAUUUUAGCACAGUUGUCGGCUGGGUGCUAAAACGGCUACGCUUUGUGACUGAGUGCUUGGGUUUCAUUCAUCAGAGUUUCAGGACAUACCUGAAAGGACGUCUCAAGCAACAGAAAGAAUGAACAAAAAAGACAUGGCUGGGCCUCUCCUCUCUGCCCACUUGUUUGUACUGGUGGAGCACUUGUGUCUGCUACAUCAUAUCCACGCGGGGGCAUUUUAUGGACACAAGCCAAUGCCCCAACAGCCUCUGCCUCAGUUACCUCUCCUGUCACAUGGCAAUGAGGGGAUACCCCAACACCAUUACCAUGGAAAGGAAAUGCCACACAUGCCAUAUGGAAAUGAGAUGCCCUUGCUUCCUCAGUAUGGAAAAGAACGUCCACAGAUACCCACGCACAUGGGUAAACCCAUUGUAGGAAAAGGUGAAACUAUUCCAAGAGGAGAGAAAGGUCCCCCUGGUGAAACUGGUCCAAUGGGACCUCCAGGGCCACAGGGACCUCCCGGACUUCCUGGCCAUGGCAUCCCAGGACCUGGAGGUAAACCUGGUCCUCAAGGUCCACCAGGACUCCCUGGAGUUGGAAAGCCAGGAAUGCCAGGUUUGCCAGGAAAACCUGGUGGUAUAGGUUUACCAGGACCAAAGGGUGAGUUGGGGCCAGUUGGUGGUGAAGGGCCAAUAGGGAUGCCAGGACCUCCAGGUCAUCCAGGACCACAUGGCCUACCAGGUGUGGCAAAACCAGGUGGACAAGGACUUCCAGGACAACCUGGUCCUCGUGGAGAACCUGGACAAAAGGGAUUCCCUGGGAUCCCUGGCCUCCCAGGGCCAAAAGGUGAGAAUGGGAUUGGUCUCCCAGGACUGCCAGGUGUAAAGGGACCUUCUGGACUUCCAGGACAACCAGGUCAAGUAGGACUACCGGGAAUUGGCAAGCCAGGACUGAAUGGACUACCUGGGGCUCCUGGAGGGCAAGGUAAACCUGGUGCACCUGGAGAACCAGGAUUGGCAGGAGUCCCAGGGGAGAGAGGACAAAUAGGACCACCAGGACUACCAGGCUUUGGAAAGCCUGGUUUGGAUGGUUUUCCAGGGAAACCGGGUCUCCCAGGUGGAAGGGGCGAACCAGGUCCUUCUGGUUUACCUGGGGGCCCAGGCUUGCCUGGGUUUGGCAAGCCUGGAUAUCCUGGCCCUAAAGGUGAAAAGGGGCAUGGUGGUUUGCCUGGCCCUCAAGGCCCAAAAGGUGAAAAGGGUCAUGGUGGCCUUAAUGGAAUGAUUGGACCGCCAGGGCCAAGUGGCCUCCCAGGUCCUCCAGGUCUGAUGGGACCCCCUGGAGGCAUUGGUUUCCCUGGUUCAAAAGGAGAGGGCGGUGCAGUAGGACCUAAAGGACAACUGGGUCCAAAAGGUGAACCAGGACCCCCAGGACAUCCAGGCAAGCCAGGAUUCCCAGGAGAAUUGGGGCAACAAGGACCUAGAGGCUUGCCUGGUCCCUUAGGACCUAAAGGUGAAAAUGGACACAGAGGCUUACCUGGCCUACCUGGAGCCCCUGGGAAGCCUGGUGUAAAAGGAGAAGAUGGAUUUCCAGGAGAGAAAGGUAAUCCAGGGCCUAUGGGAAUCCCAGGAUUAAUGGGUCCAUCAGGACCAAUAGGCCCACCUGGUCUACCAGGCCCAAAAGGGGAAUAUGGCCCACCAGGAAAACCGGGAAUGCCAGGUGAGGGAAAACCAGGGCUUCCAGGCCCAAUAGGUCCUCCUGGUAUACCUGGAAUGGGUGGGCCCCCAGGUCAACCUGGAAUACCUGGUCCUCCUGGCCCACCUGGCCUACCUGGACCUCCUGCUCAAUCUCAAUUAUUCGGGCAAAUCCUUCCUGAGACAGGUCCUGGGCUAGAUGGGGCAAAAAGUGGUUAUAAGAAAGAAAAGCCUGGAGGAGCCAUUAUUGGUAGGAAUGGCCUAGAGAUGCCAGCAUUUACAGCUCAGCUGACAACCCCAUUCCCUCCAGUUGGGCAACCUAUUGUCUUCAACAAGAUUUUGCAUAAUGGCAACCAGAAUUACAACUCUCAAACCGGCAUAUUCACUUGCAAAAUACCUGGAAUUUACUACUUUGUCUACCAUGUUAAUUGCAAAGGAAACAAUGUAUGGGUGGCCUUAUACAGGAACAAUGAACCAGUAAUGUAUACAUAUGAUGAAUACAAAAAAAGUUACCUGGAUCAGGCAUCAGGGAGUGCAGUGCUGCCCUUACAAGUUGGAGACACUGUUCAUGUUCAGUUGCCAUCAGACCAAGCUGCAGGACUUUAUGCUGGUCCAUACGUCCACUCAUCAUUCUCUGGGUAUUUGUUAUAUCCCAUGUGAAUAUGUGAAAAAAGUCACCUAUAUAAAAUUAAUGCUACAUUUUUCUUAAAUAAACUGUGUAUGUGCCAUCA
This is a messenger RNA of Megalobrama amblycephala (Wuchang bream), 2696 nucleotides long. It is a transcript of the gene col8a1b, whose product is annotated as collagen, type VIII, alpha 1b. The record is from RefSeq and is a predicted model, not a curated record. Lineage: Eukaryota; Metazoa; Chordata; Actinopteri; Cypriniformes; Xenocyprididae. Gene Ontology annotation, molecular function: protein binding. The transcript is spliced from 3 exons. The coding region runs from base 415 to 2625 and encodes 736 amino acids.